Fragaria vesca subsp. vesca is the source of this 852-nucleotide messenger RNA. RefSeq lists its product as uncharacterized. The coding region runs from base 74 to 589 and encodes 171 amino acids. The record is from RefSeq and is a predicted model, not a curated record. Gene Ontology annotation, molecular function: electron transfer activity. NCBI's taxonomy places the organism in Eukaryota, Viridiplantae, Streptophyta, Magnoliopsida, Rosales, Rosaceae. The transcript has 2 exons.
AUCUUAUUCCAAGUGUUAGCCUUCUACCUUUUCUUCUAAGUUUUGCAUUUGAUUGAGGAUUUGAGGGAUUAAUAUGGGUUCCAAGUUUGCACAAGCACUUCUUGCAAUGCUGCUAAUUGCUUCGAUGGUGGCAUUUAGCACAGCCAGCAAGGACUGGCAGCAGCGGAACUACACUGGCUGGGGUUUCAACCAUGGUCCAUAUCACCUCAACAAGACUGAAGGACCCAACAAGAUCGUUGUCGGUGGCUCGGAAAACUGGCAUUAUGGUUUUAACUAUGCAGAUUGGUCUCUGAAAAACGCCUCAUUUUACGUCCAGGACACUCUAGUUUUCAAGUAUGAUCCACCAACCAACUCCACAGGUCCUCACAGCGUGUACUUGCUACCAAACCUCUGGAGCUACAUACACUGCGACUUAAGCCAGGCCAAGAUGGUGGCAGGUCCGACACAAGGAGGCGGUAACGGCUUUGAGUUUGUGCUCAAGAGCUGGCAGCCUUACUACUUCGCCUGCGGCGAGCAUGGCGGUGCUCAUUGUAAAGACGGAAUGAUGAGGUUCUUCGUCUUCCCAAAGCUUCGUGGCUGGCAUUAUUAAGAGUUUGAGAUGUGAAGAUCGAAGACCUUGAUGCUUCGUUUCUUGGAGAUAGAUUUUUAGUAUUCGAUUAAUACCCUUGAGCAAAUAACAGGACUUGGCAUAAAGUUUUGAAACAUUGUAGCACUACUAGUCCUAGCUACAUUUCCUGUAUAAUUUCUUUUUAGUGACAUGUUUAGUUAUGUGACCAAGUAUAACCAAGUGUAUGCAUGUUUCUACAAGUUUGAAAUUCUUCGGACAGUUUGUCUUAAUAAAAGAAUAGUUAA